AUGGGUGGAGGUGGAAAGAUCCCGUACCCCAAGGAAGUCUGGUCCCCCGCCGGUGGUUGGUACGCACAGCCCGGCAACUGGAGGGCCAACACUGCGAUCAUGGGCGCCUUCGUUAUCGGUGUCGCUGCUGUGGCCUUCAGCAUCAGUGCGGACCGAGAGUACCGCGACAAGAUGCCCGAGCCCGGCCGCUUCUUCCCCAGCCGGUACUGGAGCCGACAGAUCCGCGAGCACGAGAAGCAGCAAGCUGCCCAGAACCCCUCAUAA
Penicillium canariense is the source of this 264-nucleotide messenger RNA. RefSeq lists its product as uncharacterized. Bases 1 to 264 code for a protein of 87 amino acids. The transcript is spliced from 3 exons. The record is from RefSeq and is a predicted model, not a curated record. Lineage: Eukaryota; Fungi; Ascomycota; Eurotiomycetes; Eurotiales; Aspergillaceae.